AGUAGAAAUACCACACCGGCCAGUUGUUGUUCCGAGUCAUUUUACUGCCUCCCAACCAUUAAUGGUGGGAAGUUUUUAUGAAAUCUGCGACCAAAGUUAAAAAGGGAAAAAAAGCUACAGCUAGCAGCCCUUCUUCCAUUCGCUACUUCUGGCGCCAUUUGAAUACAGCCUCUUUGUUCAAACUUCUUCUUCAUCUUCCUCGCUUCCUCUUCUAGAAUCGAAAAACAAAACCUUCCUGGCUGUACACCCGCUUCUCUGUCCUGUUCAAACGUAUUUUAUUCAUGGAAGAGAAGGAGAGCACGGUUUCUGGGCCACUCGGCAACUCGGACACCGAUUCACCCCCAGCUCCGUUGAGCAACGUGGCGCCACUGGUGAACAUGGCCGUAGACACGAGCCUUGGCAUAACGACAGCCCCGAACACCGCGACAACCACGAUUACAGCAACUAGUAUGACACCGGGGAGCGCUGAGUUUCUUGGGAAAAAGAAGAGAGGGAGGCCAAGAAAGUACGACGCAGAUGGGAACCUUAGUCUGUCGUACACAGUGCCACCAUCGCCAGGGUUUGCCUUUUCGCCUUCUUCUCCCACUUCUCCUUCUCUGUUCUCUUCCAAAAGGGGACGAGGCAGGCCUGCUGGCUCUGGCAACUGGCAGCUUCUUGCUUCUUUAGGUGACUUGUUUGCGAACACGGCAGGAGGGGACUUCACACCGCACGUGGUGACUGUUAAUACUGGGGAGGAUGUUGCAGGAAAAAUUCUUUCCUUUGCUCAAAAGGGACCUCGAGGAAUAUGCAUUCUCUCUGCUAAUGGAGCUGUUUCCAAUGUUACAAUUCGCCAACCUGGUUCUUCUGGUGGAAUCUUGACAUACGAGGGCCGCUUUGAGAUAUUGUCUUUGUCUGGAUCAUUCACAGUCACCGAUAACGGUGGUACAAGAGGUCGAACUGGUGGAUUAAGCGUCUCAUUGGCUGGUCCUGAUGGUCGCGUUAUAGGUGGUGGUAUUGCUGGUUUGCUAAUGGCUGCUGGCCCCAUCCAAAUGGUUGUUGGAAGCUUCAUGCCAAACGGUUAUAAGACACAUAAAAGGAAGCACCAUCGAGAACAAACCAUGAUGUCCCCAGUUUCAAGCUGUGAUCCAGACAUGGUGACAGAUGCGUUGCCUCUUUCACAAUUACCAAAACCUGAGGACCAGACCAUGUGUGCCCCAACACAGUUACAGGGGCAGAACAAAGCAAAAGCAGAUAACUACAGGAGUGAUGAUAAACUGAAGAACCCAAAUGGCACACCGGAUAGUGCUGGUUGGAAUAGAUCAGAGCCAACCUCAGAGCAGGGUCCAUCUCCUGAUAUCAAUGUCUCUGCUUCUGGGGAAUAGAAUCAUUGGUGUAUCUAGGAGGCUUGGAGGCUGAAGAGAUAAGACUGAUUAAUUUGAGUAAUUACUCUGAAACAAAUAGAUAUAAAAUGUUGAAAAAUGCCAACGUAGGAUUAGGAAUUAGUAACCAAUGCAGCCUCAAAUUUUUAGCUUGAACUGCUGUGUGAUCAUUUUAAAUAUGAAAAUAUUAGUGGACUGUAAGAUCAAGAUCA
This is a messenger RNA of Carya illinoinensis, 1570 nucleotides long. Its product is annotated as AT-hook motif nuclear-localized protein 1-like. Gene Ontology annotation, molecular function: minor groove of adenine-thymine-rich DNA binding. The record is from RefSeq and is a predicted model, not a curated record. The transcript is spliced from 6 exons. Bases 282 to 1361 code for a protein of 359 amino acids. Lineage: Eukaryota; Viridiplantae; Streptophyta; Magnoliopsida; Fagales; Juglandaceae.